This is a messenger RNA of Peronospora matthiolae, 1167 nucleotides long. The record is from the annotation of a GenBank genome assembly. Lineage: Eukaryota; Oomycota; Peronosporomycetes; Peronosporales; Peronosporaceae.
AUGCGCACCCCGCAGCCAAUCGAGUGCAAAGCUGCCGUGUGCUGGUCCGCCAAAGAGGAUCUCGUGCUCGAAGAUGUGAUCGUAGGUCCGCCGUGCGCCGGUGAAGUGCGUAUCAAAAUCGUGGCCACAGGCGUGUGCCACACCGACGAAUACACGCGCUCAGGGAGUGACCCCGAAGGUAUUUUCCCGGUCAUUAUGGGCCAUGAAGGCGCCGGGAUCGUCGAGAGCGUCGGUCCAGACGUCACCCGUGUCCAGGUUGGGGACCACGUGGUGCCGUGCUACACGCCGCAGUGUCGCAGCUGCAAGUUCUGCCGAUCCAGCAAGACGAACCUGUGCUCGGUGAUCCGGAAUACUCAGGGUCAGGGCGUCAUGCCGAAUGGCACGUCACGCUUUACGUGCAAGCGGAACGGGGAGACGCUGUACCAUUUCAUGGGCACGUCCACGUUCUCGGAGUACACGGUGCUACCGGAGAUUUCCGUGGCCAAGAUUGACCCGUCAGCGCCACUGGACAAAGUGUGUCUCUUGGGCUGUGGCAUUACGACUGGUUAUGGUGCGGUCGUAAACACUAUGAAAGUGGAAAAGGACUCGACAGUCGCUGUCUUUGGUCUUGGUGCAGUGGGUCUUGCGGUCAUUAUGGGGGCCCAGGCGGUUGGCGCUCGCAAGAUCGUCGCUGUCGAUAUUAAUCCGAGGAAAUUUCCCAUUGCAAAAGACUUUGGCGCGACCGAGUUUGUGAACCCGAGGGAGUUCCCUGAUCGACCGAUUCAGGAAGUGCUGGUGGAGCUGACGGAAGAGGAAGGGUUUGGCGGACUCGACUACACGUUCGAGUGUAUUGGGAGACCGGAAACGAUGCGUGCGGCGCUAGAGUGCUGCCACAAAGGCUGGGGCCAGUCGUGUAUUAUUGGUGUUGCUGCCUCUGGCGUGGAGCUUGCCGCGCGUCCGUUCCAGCUCGUGACAGGUCGCCGUUGGGCCGGUAGCGCUUUUGGUGGCUUUAAGAGCCUUGAUGGGGUCCCUGAACUAGUGGACAAGUACUUGAAGAAAGAGAUCAAGGUCGACGAGUUUAUCACUCACAAGUUUGACCUCUCGCAGAUCAAUGACGCAUUUCAUGCCAUGCACCAAGGCGAUUGUAUUCGAGCUAUCGUGUACUUCCACGGCGUGCCCCAGGAAUAA